Gymnodraco acuticeps is the source of this 5537-nucleotide messenger RNA. Its product is annotated as forkhead box protein N3-like. The record is from RefSeq and is a predicted model, not a curated record. Lineage: Eukaryota; Metazoa; Chordata; Actinopteri; Perciformes; Bathydraconidae. Gene Ontology annotation, molecular function: cis-regulatory region sequence-specific DNA binding; DNA-binding transcription factor activity. Gene Ontology annotation, biological process: regulation of DNA-templated transcription. The coding region runs from base 405 to 1856 and encodes 483 amino acids. The transcript is spliced from 6 exons. Gene Ontology annotation, cellular component: nucleus.
UCCCCGCACACAAGCAUACACAAACACGCACUCACACACACUCUGCGAGCUCUUCUCCGACAGAGGGGAGAGAGGGGAUAAACAGAGGGAGAGACUAUAGGAACGCAGCGGCUCGUGUGUGUGUGCGCGCGCGUGUGUGUUUGUGUGUGUGUGAAGGUACGCUCGCUCGGUGGUAGAAACGACUGGCGGGGCGGAUAUGGAGGGGCUCGGGAGAAACGCUGGGAACUGACCGAGAACCGAGACGAAAAAUAGGGAAAGAAAGAAGAGAGAAAAAAGGACGGACGGAAAGAAGGACGGAAGGACGGAAGGAGAGGAGGAGAGAAGUCUGACAGAGGAGAGGAAGACUGUGAAGAAGGGGCUCGUCUGGAACACAGAAAGAUCCUAAGGAGUGAGCCCUGGGCUGGAUGGGACCCACCAUGCCCCCCAGUAAGAAGGCCCAAAGCCCCAGUAGUGGCGCCAGUGCCUCGCAGGGUAUGAGCCCGCCGUACCGACAAGGGGACGCCGCCACGGCAGCAUCCGAGGCCGAGGCAGCCGACCUCUCGCUGUCCCUGUCCGCCUCCUUCUCCAAGGCCGAGGACGAGGAGCUCACCAGCCUCUCCUGGCUCCACGAGAGCACCGACCUCCUCAACAGCUUCAGCCACUCGGGGCUUCGUAGCGUCUCCCCCCUGCAGGACCCCGACGGUCAGCACUCGCGCUCGCCCUCCUCCUCGUCUCCUUCCCUGGAAGACGCUUUGCUCGGCGACGCACAUUCGUCGUACGACUUGGCGGCGGGAGCCAACAGAAAACCGCCGUACUCCUUCAGCUGCCUGAUCUUCAUGGCCAUCGAGGACGCGCCAAACAAGCGGCUGCCGGUGAAGGAUAUCUACGGCUGGAUCCUGGAGCACUUCCCUUACUUUGCAAGCGCCCCCACAGGCUGGAAGAACUCAGUGCGCCACAAUCUGUCGCUCAACAAGUGCUUCAAGAAGGUGGACAAAGACCGGAGCCAGAGCAUAGGCAAAGGCUCUCUGUGGUCCAUAGAUCCCGAGUACAGACACAACCUGAUCCAGGCGCUGAAGAAGACGCCGUAUCAUCCUUACUCACCCGGCCUGGCCACCCCCUCCACCUCCCCACCCACCCUGCCUCAGACAUUUCACCACAGUCCUCCAUUGUGGUCGGGAAGUCCCCUCUUCAGAAAGAACGGAGGAGUUCUCCUACAAGUUCCCCGUGGUGUGAUCCAAAAUGGCGCCCGUAUCCGUAGCCAGGCAUUCUUCCCUGUGAUAAGACCCCUACCUGUAAGCCCUGUGGGGAGCAGAACCUCAGCCAUAAGAUCAUCCCUGGGAGAUUAUCUAAGCCGAGGACAGGACAGCCCGUCCCGCUACUCCCCGCCGCUCUGCAGUGAGGACCUCCAGGACGACCACACUUACAGCACCGCCAAAUCCCCCAGCAGGCUUUGCUCCCCUUCCUCCGAGAUGGACGACGACGAAGACGACAUCAUCGCAGUGGAGAUCCAAUCGGACGUCAAACCCGAGCCCCGGGAGAUCCCGCUAGAUUCUCACAUCACCUCCGCCGCCGCCGCUGCUAACUACAUUUCCCAGCAGUCCCUACGCGGACAGAGACGUAGCUCGGGGCCGGGCGCUGGGACUCUGGCAGGGAGCAGUUUGUGGACCAAAAACCGAGCGAGGGGCAUUAGCGACACGCUGCCCCUGAAGAAGCGGCGCGCGGCGGCGGUGGAGAAGCCGCCGGAGAGCGACGACGAGGAGAUGAAGGAGGCGGCAGGGUCUCUGCUCCACCUGGCGGGGGUCCGAGCCUGCCUCAACAACAUCACAAACCGCACCGCCAAGGGCCAGAAGGAGCAGAAAGAGGCCCUGAGAAACUAACACACACGUAGUCAUGCAAAAUGGACGCUACACACACACACAUGAACACACAUACACAAAUAGGUCAACAGGUAACUACAGCAUUAGUCUCUACGGACACGUCUCAUCUCCCUCUAUCUAUCUGCAGGGCAUUAGGUGAAUCCUACUUAUUUGUGGCAAUAUCAAAAAUCUAUGUUUUCCUACAUGUUCAGCAACACUAACAUCGAUGGGUAUUUCUCAUGUGUCUCUGUUGUUUUCGUUGUUUAAAAAGGGGAUGAAAGCCAUACAAAAAAACACAACAACGCAUGUUUUGUCACUAAUUUGGACGACGCGACAAAACCAAAUCACAUUGAGGAGCGCGCAGUGCACGAACACAAAGGAUGGCUGUUUGUCUUACCUGUUUGUUUCUAUGUGAAUCUGUAGCAAUUUCGCAGUGAUGCCAGCAAAAAAAGACGACGGCGGCGGAGCCUUUUUCAAAAACGAGACUUGGCGCUCUUCCCCGGGACGCUCGCUCGCAUCACUUCUCCGACAUCCACGAGCACAAAUGUGAGACUGUGCCAAAGAUAAAGCGACCAGGUUGCUUCAUGUAGCCGAUUACGACAGCUGACAAAAAAUGAAAAAAUAUAAAGAAGGCAUAGCGGUAAAGAAGAGCUAAGGGAGGACGACCUCAAGCGUCAAAAAUAAUUGUAAAACCCAAUGUGAUAUAUAUUCAUGCACUUAAGAUUAUUUAACACCACUUAUAAUAGAAGCAUCAUGGGGUUUAUUUCAAGAGCACUCAUAGUAUUUAAGAAUAGAUAUUUUAAAAUGAAAAAAAAAUGGUCAUGUUUAUCACCAUAGAGAUGGAUAGUGUGCCGGGUCUGAGGCAAUAUCUCCUUCAUUUUGUUGUUGUUGUUGCAUAAUGUAAAACGUCCCUGAAUCUUCCCCAGUACUUCUGUCCAUAGACGUAGACACUUGGUAUAGAUAUGGUAGCUACCAGUUAGCUACAACCACCUUCCUAUUCAUUUGACAAUGUCAAAGAAACUAUAUACAUGAACUGUGGGUUUUUAGAUUUCUGUUUGUGUCUGUUUACCCUCACUCUUCCCUCAUAAAGAUAUAAGCAAUUUGUCCCACGCGGGCAACUCUGUAAAAAGGUUAGAAAAUAUUUUAUUUUUUUCCUUUCUUAAUUGAAGCAAUUUGACCUGCAGGACUUUCUCAGUUAUAUUGCAUGGGUGCUUGUAAAUAAGAUAAAAAGCAAAUCUUUUUUAUUCAAAAAUCAUGUAAGAUAAACAAUGUAUUUAGCAUGAAGCAUGACUUAUUUUCAUAUAAACCUUGAUCCUAGAGGAAAGAAAAAAAGUUUUGCCGCCAAUUCUUAUACCCGUGAUUAUAAUGGAUUAAUUUUGUUUGUUUUUUUGUUUAGUUUGAAUCUUUUUGGGUUCUAUUUUUCCUCUGAGCGGGCUUUCAAAGACACGUCUUCAGGGAGGAGCGGGGGGGAUCACUCUGCACCUCUCGGGCUUCGGGUUCAGGCUCUGUAGGCCAGCUGGAUCACCUCUUAGGGUGGGCUUCCGUCUUCUUCUGCCUGUACAGUGAUUUUUAGGUGUUCAAUGUUAACCCCAGUGUUAUUUCAGAACACAUCUGUAGAGUGUGUGAGUUUGUUUGUGUGCCCAGGAACACACACCCUUUAACAUUGUGCCUGCCUGCCUGCCUGCCCUCAGUACCUCUGUCGUCAUGUCCCCCCCGACAUGUCAGAACGUUUCACGUCUUUAUUUAUAACAGUAUUGUUUACUUUUUCUCUCCUGUGUGUAAAUGUACAUGUGUCCUUAUUUUCCCAUCGGCAUAGUCAGUGUAAAUGUUUGGAUCGGACGGGCAUGGGAAACUUUGAAAGAACCUCAUAUCUCCAAACGUAGGUGUUGAAAAGAAAGAGGAAUGUAGGAGAUGGCAUCGUUUUUUUAAUUUACAAACAGUAUUGUACCCUUUGAUUAAAGGAAUCACUUGUGGAUGUCAAGCUUGUAUACAUAUUUAUCUCAAGAGCUCUGUCUGGAGGUGUUUAUUUAAAUAUAUUUUGCCAAUCUACAAGACAAUAUCAUGGAAAUCCACAAGGGUCAGUUGGGGGCUUUGACAUUUUUGCAUCAGAAGUGAUAUAAAUACCACACUGCCAUAGAGUGGUGCGGUGAUGACGUAUUUCUGUAGGCCGACCGGGAAGUUAGCAUAGCAAGGGCUCCCUCGACAAAAAACAAUAGGAUUUUUCCAUUGGAUUGUGGAAUAUUGCAGAAAAUAAGAUCUGUGGCAAACACACAUGAAAUGUAUAAUUUUUGUUGAGCAGUAUUAUCUCUACAAAUUAACACCCCUUUGAUGAUUUUUAGAGCGUCAAUUAAGUAAAAUGCCAACAUUAUGCUAUAAAGAAAACUACAUCACGCUCGCAUGACUUUACUUCACUACCGCUAAGCUAACGGCGGCUAACGUUCGACCUGAUGACGAUUUGUAGUUUUUUGUUUUAAAGAAAUCGCAAUUUUUACGAUACCAGUAGAGUUUUUUCUGACUUAUUUUAUGUCGUAAAACACAACCUGAACAUCUCUUAAGCUUGUGUUCACCACAGAUCUUAUUUUAGGCGUCCAAAAAGACGUUUUUGCUAACUCAAUCCUGGGUUUAAGGACUCAUUCCUGCACCACUCUAUUAUUCCGUAAACAGUAAUGCAUAAAGUAUUGAAUCCCCUCCACUUGCAGCUUUUCAGGAUAAAAUCAGGCUGGUUUUUGGUUGUAGCAGCAGUCACAAGUUUUAUUUUGUUUUCUUUGUCGAUUGAUAGUCAGCGAGCCAAGCAGGCAAACAAAUGCAUGUCCCAUCCUCCGGUACAGUCUUUUGCCACCUGUAGCAUGCAUCACUGGCUUCGCAUUUGUAUGGUAUCCAUGCCGACAUAUUUAAAAAAAGGCUAAAAGGAGACACUGUCUUGUUGUGUGCCAUCCGUCUCUCGUCUGAUAUCUGUCAGAGUGCUCCCGCAGCCCAGGUCAAGCACUCUGCUGUAUUUGUGGCAACAAUCCACUGUUGUGGUGACUAAUAACGUGUUCAGCUGGCAAGAGGCAUGUCGAGGGGGAACAAAAUCCACCUUUUUCCCUCUGACUCACUCGGUGACAUGCAGGAGGGAUGAACUCCUGACCUUUGAGUCCUGCAAAAACACACAAAUAUACUAUUAAAGCAAAGGAAAUAUACUUCACUGCCUAAAAAGCCCGUUAAAACAAGUGUUAGUUUCAAACCUGCCAAACAUACAAAUGAAACUCUUAAAAUAUACAGUUGCCAUUUUUUUUUUUUUGUUAUGCGCGUUUUCAUGUUCUGUUUUGUUUUUCUCUCUGACAAAAUUAUCUACAAUACUGCCAUUUUUUUUUUUUAGUGACUGUCUGAGUAUUGGAAAGCCAUAGGUUAGAGAUGUCAAAAUGCAAAACUGUUAUUGAUCUGUGAGAUGUGAUGCAGAGUGCUCCCGGGUGUAGUUGUUUUUUUUUGUUUUUUGUUCAGUUAAUGUUCAAUUCUCUCCUUAUUGUGCAAUCAUAUUGCCAAAGAAUGAUUUCAAGACCUAUUUCAUCACUACAUGUAAAUAUCAACGUUGUCCAAUACCGUGGCAAAAAAUAUAUAAAUGUUGUUUUAUUUUGUUUUCCAUUUUCUGAAAAACUGCAAUGAUGUUUAUGUGAUGUAUUGUCUUCCAGUUGGUUGCAAUAAUAAAAAAUACAAGUUGCAGAA